Daphnia magna is the source of this 2266-nucleotide messenger RNA. RefSeq names its product sodium-dependent nutrient amino acid transporter 1. NCBI's taxonomy places the organism in Eukaryota, Metazoa, Arthropoda, Branchiopoda, Diplostraca, Daphniidae. The record is from RefSeq and is a predicted model, not a curated record. The transcript is spliced from 14 exons. Gene Ontology annotation, molecular function: L-amino acid transmembrane transporter activity. Gene Ontology annotation, cellular component: membrane. The coding region runs from base 331 to 2055 and encodes 574 amino acids. Gene Ontology annotation, biological process: sodium ion transmembrane transport.
GGAGACUGCAACGUUUCCAACAUUCUUUUGUGGUCAGCGUUUAUUUCUGCGAAACGUGGAGGCACUCGUUCCGGAUCCAUGAAGAGGAAAGCUAUACAGAAAUGAAACAGGCUUUUACUAUCUGCUAGACCCAACAAGGAGAAAGGCCAUGUCAAUGCAGCAUUUGACGAUAACAGUAAUGGCGAUUCAAAGGAAAUCUGCAAACUUGAUGUAAAAGAGAAUGGAAGUGUCGCUUCAUCCAAAUCACUCACGCACUCGGAGAGGGCUUCGCAAAGUCAUGAUCAACAGAACUGGGAUAGCCCAAUUGAGUUCCUUUUGUCCUGCAUUUCCAUGUCAGUGGGUCUAGGCAAUAUUUGGCGAUUUCCCUACGUUGCGUACGAAAAUGGCGGCGGUGCCUUUUUAAUACCUUACCUGAUUGUGUUAGCCUUCAUCGGCCGUCCGCUCUAUUUUCUGGAGAUGAUUCUUGGACAAUUUUCGAGUUCUGGUUGUGUCAAAGUCUGGAGCGUUGUGCCCUUUUUCAAAGGAAUCGGAUAUGCACAGGCAUUUGCCUCCUGGUGUGUCGUCACUUAUUAUUGCGUGCUGAUGGCAUUGGCCUUCUUCUACCUCUUUGCUUCCUUUCAGGCUGUCCUACCUUGGACGGAAUGCGAUCCAGAAUGGGCAACAGAAAAAUGUUACAGCUCGUCAAUGGCAAAUUUGUCCAUGUUUAAUCUGACAAGCGAAAAUGUUUCUAGCGCUGAAGAAUAUUUUUAUAUUUAUGUUUUGAAAAAAAGUCCUGAUAUGGAUUCGGGUCUUGGGGUUCCAGACUGGCGUUUGACUCUUUGUCUUUUACUUUGCUGGAUUUUAGUUUUCGCCACGCUCGUCAAAGGAAUUUCAUCGUCUGGAAAAGUGGCUUAUUUUACAGCUCUUUUCCCUUAUGUUGUACUAAUCACGUUGCUGAUUCGUGGUGCCACCUUACCAGGUGCAGGUGAUGGCAUGUUGUAUUUUAUCACCCCUGUUUGGGAGAAAGUCCUGACGCCUGAAGUGUGGUACGCGGCCGUGACUCAGUGCUUCUUCUCAUUAUCUGUUGGCUUUGGACCUAUCGUCUUCUUUGCGAGUUAUAAUCCUUUUCGUCAUCCCAUUUACAGAGAUUCAACAAUCAUCAGUUUUGCCGACACAGGCACAAGUGUCUUAGCUGGAGUUACUAUUUUUGCUAUCCUCGGAAAUCUGUCUUACACGUCAGGAAAACCAAUCGAUGAGGUCGUUAAAAGCGGAACAGGAUUGGCAUUCGUUUCCUAUCCGGAAGCUAUUUCAAAAUUUGAUUUUGCACCUCAGUUUUUCUCUGUGCUCUUUUUCCUCAUGCUCAUUACGUUGGCUGUCGGAAGCGCUGCUGGAUUGGCUGGCUGUCCCAUUUCAUUGAUGUGCGACGUCUUGCCUCAUGUUCCACGUUGGAUUGUUACUGCAGCUGUUUGUGCAGUCAGUUUCCUUAUCGGGCUUGUUUACGUUACACCAGCUGGCCAGUAUAUUCUGGAUUUAGUCGAUUAUUUCGGCGGUGGAUUUGUUAUUUAUUUUGUCGUUGUUGCUACAGUUGCUGCAAUUUUCUGGAUUUACGGUCUGGAACAGUUUGCCAAAGACAUUCGUUUCAUGCUUGGUUUUGGUUUGGGCAUUUAUUGGAAGUUUACUUGGAGCAUUUUCAUUGCUGUUGCCCUUGUAGUCAUUUUCGUCUAUGCCAUGAUUGUUUUCGAGCCUUUAAAAACAGAUAACGGGGAAUACUAUCCUCCUUCAGCCAUGGCUGCGGGAUGGACAAUUGCGGCUUUCGCUAUCCUGCAAAUACCGGGGUGGGGUGCGUACGUCGUCUACAAACAAAAGGACGGCACUUUUGCUGAGAGGUUCAAGAAAAGUUUUCGUUCUUCAAACAAAUGGGGUCCCAAAAAUCCGAAAAUUAAAGAAGAAUGGCAAGCGUAUAACGCUCAAACUGUUCGCUUUAGCUGGAUACCGAAUCCCAAAUGGAUCUCAAGGAGGACACGAGCUCAAGUACCUGACGUCGAAUUAUCCCCUGAUAGUCAAUCGAACAGAUGAGCAAGCCCAGUUCUUUUGUUAAUUGAGAAUAUGGAUCAUCUAAAAUCCUCUGAGCUGAAAGUUCAUCUUUUAUUUGCAUGUUGACUUUUAUUUCAUUGCAAAGAAUGCACUUUUUUAUACAAUUAUGCAUAUUAACGACUUAAAUGUGUCUUUUUAAGGUGAACACGUAAUGACUAGAAAAUCAUGUUAAUAAAUUUGCACAAAAAAACAA